This is a messenger RNA of Xyrichtys novacula (pearly razorfish), 4586 nucleotides long. The record is from the annotation of a GenBank genome assembly. Lineage: Eukaryota; Metazoa; Chordata; Actinopteri; Labriformes; Labridae.
GCCAGUAGAAUCACAUCGCUCUCGUUCAGGCUGCGCCUCUCUCCCACGCCCAUGCUGCAGCUCCGUGUCCGCCCGGUGCUCUGCUGCUUUCUCCCUGCUGUUAGAGCAUCGCCCUGCAUGCCGCUGUGUCUCCAGCUGAGCCUUUGGUCGGCUUGGCGGGGCGGUUUCUCUCCAGGUGCAUGCCGGCCGCCUUGCGCACUCCUGCAGCUCAGUGCGCACUACCGCUGUCCGACCGCCUGGGAGGAGGACAGAGUCAGGGGGAGGAGGAGGAGGAGGAAGAAGAGGAGGAGAACUGCAAGGCGAGGUUGCAGGUGCAUAGCCAGGAGAGCCAGAAUGCUAAGGUGCGUUAGUCAGGAGAACAGACUCUCUCUCCUCCCUCACUUCUCCACCCGUUUUCGCUUCUCACGCCUCCUUGUCUCAUUGCGCCAUCUGCUGUUAAAGUUGUUAGGGAACAAAACCACAGACAGAGAUCGGGUGGAGAACCAUAGAGUGUACCAGAAGCUCCGAGCUUACAGUGCCUUGAAAAAAGUAUUCAUGCCCCUUGAACUUUUUCACAUUUUGUCACUCUACAACCACAAAUUUAAAAGUAUUUUAUUGAGAUUUUUUUGUCAUAGACCAACACAAAGUAGCAAAGUAGAAAAUCUAUAUUUUUUAUGCACCAGCAAGCUUGUUAUUAAAUAUUACUUAAAUAUUACUUUAAUUACAUUUUCCAAAAUUUCAAAUCGUCAUAGCUCGGUCAUGUUUUUGCCUAAAGGCCUGAAAGUUUCCGAGAUGGCGCGGUAUUCGCCCCUGAACACAUUUCUCAAGACAUUUUGUUUUUUCGGCAAAGCGCCCCCCAGUGGCAUCAGAAAAGGUCAUUUUUUUUGUGUGUUUGUAUGUCCAGCUCUGGCUGUGUGUCACUGAGCGGACUUAAAACCAUUACCGGAAUACUCAAAACGCGUUGCAGUUGCGGCACAUUUUAUGAGGUGUGAGCCACAAUAUGUUGUGGCUCCUCACCAAAGGGCAGUGGCCUCGGUGGUGCCGCAAAGUCACGUGUUAUCAACUGCAAAACACAUCAAAUAAAGCUAUUCUGUUAUAAAGGUGCCAACAAAAUAAAAAACUUAAAGUUCUGUACUUAAAGCAAUAAAAAAAUUAAUGUAAUAAAAACAAAUGUACCACGUUUACAAAUCCCCCUUCCUGGUCCGUCAAGUUUCUUUUUUGGGCCUCAAACUAGUGAACAAAUUUUAAAAAAUUUUCAGUUACCUCUGCACAUUUACUCUUUAACAGGUAGACUUGUGGCCACUUAUUAUAUUAAUCAUUCAUGACUUAGAUGUACUGGUGUCUGUCAUUUGUUGGUUGAAGCUUCCCUGUGAGGUCCAUCCCAACCAAUUCAAAAGGUUAUGUAGCCUAAAGGAAAGGAAAUGAUACACAGUAGUUAAGGUUUUACAUGCCUUAUUUGAUUGUGUGUUAAGGAAAAUCAUCAGUUACACUCUCUUACAGUGUACUAAAAACCCAAAGGGUGACCACACACCUGCAAACAUUUACCACUAAUGCACUGUUCAUUUAAUGUGUGAACUAGAAAAAUGCUUCAACCAUUGUUAUAAAAAAAUAAUGAAACGAAACCAAAUUAUUCUAUUUAAAACAUAGGAGUGUCUGUCUGACCUGAAAAACCUGUAAAUCUGCAUCACCAUUAACUUGACAUACAGAGUGUGUCUGCAGCUGGUAUGCAGAAUCACUUUGGAGAGCGGAGGAGAAUCAUGGAGCAGCUGCUGGUCCUGCUGGGGUCUUUUCUCCUGGUAUCGCUCUGCAGAGGGCAGGUCCUAUGUCACGAGCAGAACUGUCCUCACUUUAAACCGGUUUCAAAAACUGAUGUAGGUGUUUAUUCAGCUCGCUCACACACACAUUCUUUUCGUAAGUAUUUUUUUCUUACCAGAGUAUGACUGGAAAAUCUGUUCGUGGUCUCUGUUUGUCUUCAGGAUUAUGAGGAACGUCUCUAUGAAGCAACUGACUGGAUCACCACCAAAGUUGAGAACAAUGACUUAUGGGCAGCAAAUGUAAGGCUGGGGGAUUACUGCAAGAGACAGAAAGCAGCAGGUAAGUCAAAAUAAAAUGGUUAAUUGAUAUCAAAGUUUAUUUAAAAAGGUACUAAUCCAUGGUUCCAACUAUGAACCAGUGAAAUGUAUAAGCUCUGAUCGUACGUUACUCUUGAAUCUAAAAAACAGCUUUCAAAGCACCAGACAUUUCCUAUUACGAUGAUUCAUACCUAAAUCUGACACACCCUACAGACACCCUUUAUUACAGGGCUUUAAAUUAAGCCGUGUUGUAUCUUUUUAAAAUGCAUAGUAGAUGUGGGAGAGUCCCUGUAAAUUUUUACAUCUGUUUUUUUUUUUUCUCUCAAAAUAAAACAAAAUUUUACUACUGUUCAUAAAAUAUAUAUAAUAUUUAUAAAAUAUUAUUUAUAAAAAUAUCAUAAAAUAUUUCACUCAAUGUCUUUUUUUAAUGUGUUCAUCAUCUGACAACAUGUAACACAAGUUAGUGUUUCAGUUUUUGAGACAAGAUCACAUAGGUAUAUGAUUACACUUAAAGCCCCUGAGAGGAGUUUUUAAAACAGACUGAAUUAACAGAGAUGAUACUAUCUGGUCUAUGAAAGCAGACUAUACUAUUAAUAACAAAAUUAACUACAUCUAAUUCUUUAUCAUCUAGUGUGUGCGUGCAUUUAUAUAUACAUUUGUAUAAGCUAUUCGGACAUAUUGGAGGACGUUUCAAUCUGAUUUUGGUUGAUGUUCCAGUUAAAUGUUCUUAGGCAGUUGUAAAAAUUUCAGGGUGAACAGAUGUGCUCACCAUAUUUAGUCAUCUUGGCUGAUAAUGUGUUUUUAGCUCAUACUUAUUCCCUGAAUACCAAAAGCUGCUAUGAAAAGUGCAGUAAGUAACAUUUCAACUACACAAAUCACCCAUUCACAUCGGUGAAUCUUCACAGACAAUGGUUCUUCAUCUUAUUGACAAAAUCAAAAGUUUGGUACAUCUCAAAGUUUCUGGUACAUCUUUAAAAUACGACUUAUGAAGUUUUUAAUGACAUUUGUGUGCAUCUCUGGGAAAUUAGUUUCUGCAGUUCUGCAUUUUUAUUUAAGGUACGUCCUCUCUGUUACUGUUCUCUUGUCCAGGUUACAACUUUGCGGUUGACGCUUGGCCAGUGCUGAUCACAGAGCGUCCUGAUGGUCACUAUUUGUCCUGGUACGUUCCUCCGGGUAUGAAAAAACCUGAAGACACUGAUGAGCAUGUCAAACUGGAUACAAGACCAGCAGGAACUGUUUACGUCAAGUAAGAAACAAUAUUUUAUUUUUUUAGAUGUAAUCACCGAGCUAACCCAUAAAACAAUUCGCUCCAUGCUACUGAUGUUGAUUUAACUAACUGGAAAUUAGACAAACUCCUGCAUUACAAACAAAAUUUGCUGGAUUACAUGGCAAGCAUGACCGUGCAAAUCAUCACAAACUUAUCUGGGACAUUUUAGGUUGUCAUGUUGUGUCCAGUCAUGUGCCUCACUAUCACUGGGAACUAUAAUGUUAUGCAUUUAAGACCACCAGUCCAAAAACAAACAAACAAACAAACAAAACAGGGAAAAAGAACCAAACUAGAACUCCCGAAGAGUGCAGCUGCUGUCCCAAUAACAGGGUCAUUGGACACAGUGGGUUAUUGAAUCUUUUUGCAAGCAACUACACAUCAUAUUGACACUGAGUGGGUAUUUUAAAAUAUUCUUCUGCAUAUUUCUUAAUUUUUUUAACUGUGUUGUCUAUGAGGUCAAAACAGUACCUCUAUUAGACAGAAUAAACACUUCAAAGCUGUCUUCUUGCUCUAAGUCAUGGUUUCAGACCCCACUUCCGUAGCAGCACAUCAUUUAUAUAAUUAUAAAUCUAAAAUUCAAGAUCAUUAGGCAUAAUUUAUAGCAUUCCAUUUAUUUAUCCCACAUUUAAGAUGCUAGUAAGAUAAUGGAAUUCAAAUACACUAUUCAAAUUCUGUUGUUAGUCCUAGUUCAUAAUAUCUUAACCUUGUUUCAACUUUAACAUGACAUCACCUGAUGUGCUUUUCUUCUGUCAUUGUUCAUCAUUACUUUGCAGAGUCUUUGAUGGUGAGCCAAGCAUGGAGAAGGGUAAAGAAAUCAAGGUGGGGCUUCAGAAGGCCUUGGAUAAAGCCCUGAAAGAUUAUGAUCCCAGUUCUUCAGCAGGAGCUGGCUUUGAACCAUUUAUCUAUCCUACUCACCACAAUGAGGUCUGGAUCCAGGCUGCAGACCACAAUUAGACCAAACCAACUACUUCCUUCUUCUGCAUUCAAUGUAAAACAGACAAGUAAUUUACUAUGAUAAACUUAUUCAUUAAACUUUUAAUACAUUAAACAGGGUGAAAUUCAUAAAUAAUGCCUGAAAGUGGUGCAAGGGUGGAGGUGUUACAAUUUCUGUCUUAAAUAUUCACCAUAAAUGAGACAUUUGACCUCCAAAAGUCAAAAAGAUGCAAUCUUUUUUUGUCUAAAAUCACUAUUAAAUUAAAGGACAAGUCAAACAAAGACUGCUUGUGUUCACGGGAGUCAAACUGAACUGAAAGUAAAAUUCUCAGCGG